CGGUAUUAUCAAUAUCAUCUGAAACAAAAACAUCUUACGAUACGCAAGCAGCUACCUAGUGUGUCCGCGCAUCCCGGCCGAAAUGCUUAAAUUUAGAUUUCGACUGCAGUUUCCUUGAAGACGACAGACCCCACCCCAACACAAAUUGUAUCCCAUAGUCACGGGUAAUGAAGAAAAGUAAAACGCGUUCUACGACCCAUUGCCAUUGCAGUACUUAGGGAUCGACUUCAUUCUUUUACGAUUUUACGUCGCUUCUCUUUCUUCGCGAAAAUCUGAAAAAUAGAAUCCAAAAUGUCCUCCUCCUCGUCUUCUAAAAAUCUGCUCCGUCUCUACGGUUACUACCAAUCCGGCUGCAGUUACCGGAUCCGGAUAGCACUAAAUCUCGCCAUAUCCACAGAAAAAACCCAUCCACAUCCAUUUUUUGCAUGACAAACACAGGAUUUUAUACGUGUUUUGCAUGACAAAUUGGAUGUGGAUGGGUGUUUUUUCCUGGAUACGCCAACGUGCCAUACGAGGAUAUCCCCGUGAACCUCUUAAAUGGCGAACAAAAAUCGGAAAAGUACGAGAAGCUGACGAACGGGCAGAAUCUAGUUCCUGUCUUAGAAGUUGUGGAUGAAGAGACGAAAAAGACGAAAUUCACGAUGUCGCAAUCUUUGACGAUUUUAGAGUUUCUAAGCGAGGAGAACAUCUGCCCCGGUCUGCUCCCAGAAACCUCCGACAUCGCGAGCAGGCAGAAGUGCCGGGAAAUUUGCAACAUCGUCGCCUGCGACACGCAGCCGCUGCAGAAUUUGCGGGUGCAGAAGCACAUUCGCGAAGUGUGGGAAAAAGACCCAAUUCCGUGGGCGAAACUGGUGGUUGAAAGGGGCUACCAGGCGUGCGAGAAUUUAUUAGCCGCGAUUGAAACUUCGAAUAGCGAAGCAGGUGGUCCGCAUCCGGGAAUGAAGAAAACGAAGUACUGUUUCUCGGACCAGAAACCCACCAUGGCGGACAUUUGUCUAAUCGCGCAGUGGCACAACGCGAUCCGGUUUGGAAUAGACGUGGAAACGCAGUACCCGCGCGUUUUUGAAAAGUUGCAGAAUUUGAUCGGAUUUGAAGCCGUGAAGAAGGCGCAUCCUUUUAAUCAAGUGGAUUGUCCGGAAGAAAUGAAAAAAGACGGGUGGUGGACGACGAGGGAAUGA
This is a messenger RNA of Amoebophrya sp. A120, 1178 nucleotides long. Lineage: Eukaryota; Dinophyceae; Syndiniales; Amoebophryaceae. The record is from the annotation of a GenBank genome assembly.